Molecule: messenger RNA, 307 nt
Organism: Scutellospora calospora
Lineage: Eukaryota; Fungi; Glomeromycota; Glomeromycetes; Diversisporales; Gigasporaceae
Source: the annotation of a GenBank genome assembly
AUGGAAAUCAUAAAAGAUCAUAAAGAUCGACCUCCUGCUUUACGGCGUUCCUUAAGAAUACAAAACAGGGACGAGAGAAGGCGACGUGAGGAUGUUGAACGUAAAGAGAUUGAAGAACGAGGUGCCUUAAUACGGCUUCCAAAACGCCUUACUAAACUACCUGCUUGUAAAUCCGCUUCAACCGUCAUGCCAAAGAGAAGAAAACUUUAUCGUUAUAUAAACUUUUCUCACCUUGGUAAUUCUGGUACUACCGUUAAUCUUACAAACAUCCCUUUGGAUUUACUAAUAUAUAUGUUGGAAUUCCUUG